Molecule: messenger RNA, 669 nt
Organism: Clonostachys rhizophaga
Lineage: Eukaryota; Fungi; Ascomycota; Sordariomycetes; Hypocreales; Bionectriaceae
Source: the annotation of a GenBank genome assembly
AUGGCUGGCGCUUAUCUCUGUUUAAAGGGGUACUUACCAAGAUGCACCUAUCGUACAUCUUCGCCUUCAAUCAAUCAUCAUGGCUGGUUCACCUUACCAUCAAAUCAUCGCUCGUUCUCCACCUUCCUAGUGAGCCCGAGGGACCUGCAUAAAGCUCUUAGGAUAAGCCCAUCCAGCAUCUCCCAAGAACCUCGAAAACCUCGAAUAAUCCCCCUAUGCGCCACUUGGUUCCCAGAUGAUGACUCCGAGGGUCGCACAGGUAUCCAGGCCUUCCGCGAGAAACGAAUCCCAGGAGCUCGCUUUUUCGACCUCAAUAGGGUUAUUAAUGCGCAUUCACCCUAUCCCCAUAUAUUACCUGGGGCUGUGGAUUUCGCUGCCUCAAUGAGCGAGCUGGGCAUUCGUAAGGAGGAUACCCUGGUAGUAUAUGAUGCUGAGAAGCUUAGUAUUUUUUCGGCACUAAGGGUGGGUUGGAUGUUAAAAGCUUUCGGCCACCCAAAGGUGCACAUCCUCAAUAAUUUCAGGCUAUGGGCUGAACAGGACCUACCGAUAGAAAAUGGAGCAAUACAUGACUUCGGACCUUGCACCUAUCCGGUCCCUAUGCCUGGUGAAGCAAAGCUUGCUAGCUUUGAGGAUGUUCGCGAAGCGAACAUGUACUAUAAUAAGGACUAG